GACACUGAUCAUAACAAAAAUUUGAACAACAAUAGUACAAAUACUAAUACACAAAAUAAUCUUAAUUGGGACAACAACAACAACAACAACAACAAUAAUAAUAAUAAUAAUAAUAAUAAUAAUAAUAAUAACAACAACUAUAAUAGCGAUAUAAUGAAUAGUAAUAAAUCUUCCCCUAAAUUGCCAGGUUCAGGGUUUUUCAAUCAGGCAUCAAAACUAUUUUCCGGUUUAUUUGAAUCUUCAAACAUCGACCAUUGUGCAAAAGAAGGCGGUGUGGAGGUUAUGUUACUAUAUGCUUUUUAUUUGCAAGUAGCUGAUUGUACUGUUUCAUCUUAUUUUUAUUUUGGUUUGGCUUUACGAUCAGCUUUAAUACUAGGAAUGCACGUCGAUGCUGAAAAAAAUACCUUAACUAGAUUUGAAUUAGAACAUAGACGAAGAUUAUGGUGGACUGUUUAUAUGUUUGAGAGAAUGUUAAGCUCUAAAGUUGGCUUGCCUUUAUCCUUAACAGAUGAUUCUAUCUCCGUGGAGUUACCAAAUGAUUUUAAUAUGUCAAAUCCUCCAUUGGGAUGUGAACAUUAUAUUUUUCCCGAAGCUGAAUAUAUUAAGAAUUGUGUCUUAAUAACUCAGAUCAACUCCAAAAUUUUAUCGAAUUUAUACCAAAAGCCUCCAACUAAAAAUAUCUUACCGAUAUUGUUAGAAUUAAUCGAAGAUUUAUUAAAUUGGGAAAAAAAUUUACCAAAUUUUUUAAAACCUGAUUUUCAAAAAAGUGACAAAAUAUUGAAAAUUUCAAGAUUAAUUACAAAUUUAUUCACUGAAUAUUUCCAAGGGAUCAAUCUAGCUGUAAGACCCCUAUUGUUUCAUUUCACUAACAAACAACUAAGAAAAAAUCAGAAUAAAAAUAUUUAUAUAGAUUUAACUUUUUUUUCCAAACCAAUUUUAAAUUUGUUAAAUUCCUCUUUUCAAGCUUCAAUUAAUACUAUUAGAUCAUUGUGGUCGUUGAUGCCCGAAAAUAUGAUUGCAUUGUUUGGUUAUAUGGAUAGAGAAUAUUUAUUCACGAGUUCUGCAACAUUGAUUCUAUUUAAUGCUGCAUUUGGAGUCCAUAAAGCAACUUUUGAGCACCUAGACCAUGCUUUAAUAAUAUUUACAAAAAUGAGAAACCUAGGUAAUCAUCCUGCAAACCUAAGAAGGUGUCAAUUGUUAAAAUUGCUAAAAGUUUUAGAUUUCAAUGGGGUUAUGCACGAUUUGAUUGUCAAACAUGAUGAUGACAUUGAAAUGAACAACUUUUUUAAUGACGUUGACAGGCUAAGUUCAGCUCAAGACAGCUUGAUUAAAGACUCGAAUAUAAACUCAGAUAUAAAUCAAAAUCCAAACGAAAAUAACCAAGAUAACCAAGAUAUUCAAAAUUUCAAUCAAAACUUUAGUCAAAAUGUCAGCCCAAGUCUUGAUCAAAAUGUCAACCAAAACGUUCAUCAAAACAUGAACCAAAACUACCUUUAUGAUCAAAAUCUUUUCCAGGACCAAAACCAAAACCAAAACCAUAGCUCCAAUGUUCCCUACCAGCUUAGUAAAGGAAAGCAACGUGAAAACAUAAAUGGAACGAGCCACAAUUUCACAGAUCAUCAAUUCAAUUCCAAACUGAGCUACAAAAAAUCCCAGCUGAUGCAACAAUCUUACUCAAUGAUGGAAGACACUCUUCCAAUGAAUUUCCCUUCUUACUCCACAGCCGUUGAUUCUAAUAGAAUUUACAGAGGAUCUAAUUUAUCUUCUGUUAGAUCAACUACCCCAACAUUGACGGAUUCUAAUAUGCUGCAUAACUUUUCUCACCAGAAUCCCUUUGAAUCUUUUCAUAUUUUCUCAACCUCGAACGCAAAUACCGAGAAUAACAAAAAUUCAGAUUUUAAUACCAACACUGGUAAUGUUAAUAUCAUUGCCCACAAUAACAUUGAUACUAUUAAUAAUGCCACUGCUAGUUUUAAUAAAAGAAGGUUUUCAAACUCAGUGUCGGAUCUUAUUAAUUUGGGAUCAAAAAAAAGAAGAAGUUCAAAUUCAAGUUCCAAAUCAUCAUCAUCAAACAGUCGUCUUGAAGCAUUUUUACAGCCUCCUUUGGUUUCGCCAGAUUCCCUUAAAAUUCUAUUAAAAAAUUGCGAAGCCAGUGAAAGUGAGAACGCUUUAUGGAAUGAAAUAACAGAUGAGGCCAUGUGGUUAGGAGAUUUUAGCGAGGAGUUUAAUAAAUUUGUGGGGUAAUUUUUUUCACUAAAAACAUUGUAAAUUUCAAACCAAAUCUUUUUGAGGUUUUGUUUGUUCGGAUUUUUGUUUGAAAUGUCAAAUUUAAUUUGUCGAGAUCCAAACAGCUUUAGUUCUAAGUCUCUGUGUCCAUAAUAUCACGAGAGCUGUUACAUUUUAAUUUUAAUUUCAUUGCUAUGCUUUUCGUUUCUAUUUUUGCUUCGGGUUCUCAUUUUUAUAACACUUUUUAUUAUACUUUUUUUUUCGUUAUAUUUAGAUGCUAUUAUAUUUUUUUAAUUUUUUUU
Messenger RNA from Ascoidea rubescens DSM 1968, 2528 nucleotides. RefSeq names its product Put3p (gene PUT3). Gene Ontology annotation, biological process: DNA-templated transcription. Bases 154 to 2244 code for a protein of 696 amino acids. Gene Ontology annotation, molecular function: DNA binding; zinc ion binding. The transcript has a single exon. Lineage: Eukaryota; Fungi; Ascomycota; Saccharomycetes; Ascoideales; Ascoideaceae. The record is from RefSeq and is a predicted model, not a curated record.